Dicentrarchus labrax (European seabass) is the source of this 2952-nucleotide messenger RNA. It is a transcript of the gene zc3h12ab, whose product is annotated as zinc finger CCCH-type containing 12Ab. Gene Ontology annotation, biological process: nuclear-transcribed mRNA catabolic process, RNase MRP-dependent; 3'-UTR-mediated mRNA destabilization. Gene Ontology annotation, molecular function: metal ion binding; mRNA binding; RNA endonuclease activity. Bases 205 to 2061 code for a protein of 618 amino acids. The transcript has 6 exons. Gene Ontology annotation, cellular component: nucleus; cytoplasmic ribonucleoprotein granule. The record is from RefSeq and is a predicted model, not a curated record. Lineage: Eukaryota; Metazoa; Chordata; Actinopteri; Moronidae.
UGCUGUGUGUUGAUGAUGUGCAGAGGAGGAAGGAAAGAAAAGGAAAAAAUACCCAACUUCCUUGUCAUCGAGUGUCAACUCCGUCAGACGUUUUCUGUUCGCCACAUUCAGCAGUUGUCAGUCGACUGAACCGGAGCGAAUAAAGGCGCAUUUAACAGCCCAUGAGAGGAUUUUAAGGUGGGAAAUGAUCGUGAGCGAGGAGAGAUGAACACUCUCUUCCUGUCAGCUCACCUGUGGAAUAAAAUCCCAAACGAGACCUCUCUGAACCUCACAGACUCUGACACUUCUGCAUGGAUCUUCCCUUCACUUCCCCGAGCUCCAAACUCCUCCCUUCGUCCCUCCCGUGAGAGCAUGUUUCCCUGCGAACCUGACCCUUCCCCGGACCCCCAGCACCUGGAGGUCCAGCUGGACUUCUUCCACAAGCUCGGGUACUCCACGGCUCAGGUUCAGGCCGUUCAGCAGAAUCUGGGCCCCAGCAUGGACAUAGAUAAAGUUCUGGGGGAGCUAGUUAGGGUUGGGGCCAGUCGGAAGGCCAAGCAGGAGGCAAAGCAGGAGGCCAAGCAGGAGGCCAAGCAGGGGCCGGUGACCACCAUGUCGGUGCUGGCGCCCAGAGGUGACGUCCAGCCUCCGGGCCCCACCCUGCUGAUGCCUUUUACUGCAUCAUCUCCUCAGAGCCGAGAGGAGAGCGGUGAGGAUGAAGACGCUCUCAGACCCGUCGUCAUAGAUGGGAGCAACGUGGCCAUGAGCCAUGGGAACAAGGAAGUUUUCUCUUGUCUGGGAAUCCAGUUGGCUGUGAACUUCUUCCUGGACAGAGGCCACACUGAAAUUACCGUGUUUGUUCCAUCAUGGAGGAAAGAGCAGCCCAGGCCAGACGCUCCCAUCAGAGAUCAGCAAAUUCUGAGAGACCUGGAGAGGAGGAAGAUUCUCGUGUUCACGCCGUCGCGGCACUUUGCAGGCAAACGGGUGGUCUGCAAUGACGACCGCUUCAUUGUCAAGCUGGGCUUUGAGUCCGACGGCAUCAUCGUGUCCAACGACAUGUACCGGGACCUUCAGGCAGAGGUGCCAAAGUGGAAGCGUUUCAUCGAGGAGAGGCUGCUCAUGUACUCCUUCGUUAAUAACAAGUUUAUGCCUCCUGAUGAUCCUCUGGGCCGCCAUGGACCAACCCUGGAGAACUUCCUGCGAAAGUUUCCAAAGACUCAGAAAAAGCUGCCAUGCCCUUAUGGGAAGAAAUGCACUUAUGGGAUCAAAUGUAAAUUCCUCCACCCCGAGCGAGCCAAUCAGUCCAACCGCUUGGUCGCCGACGAGCUUCGAGAGAAUGCUAAGCACCCUUCCACUGCUCAGAAGCAGCCUUCAGCUCGCUCGAGUCCCGUGCCCGGACAGAGCCUCGCAUUGGUGGAGGAUAUGGCAAAGAAACUGACUCUGGGACACGAGAGUGGCUCCUUAAAGAAAGACCACAAAAACGAAAACGUGGCUCAGGUGAAGACGAGUCACCGCAAGAGAGCCACAACUAGAAAGGAGAAAACCGGCCAACACUCGUCUUCUGACCAUGGCUCAGUGCGACGCAGUGGCUCUCAGGAGCAGCUGGACUCUGGUUUAGGCUCCAUAGACAGUCAGCCAAUGGAGGCUCCUUGGAGUGAUCCCCAGUACGGUGGGCCGACGUACGGGAGCUCCCAGCACACCCACAAUGUAAGACAGCCGUACUGCCUUCCUAGAAGUGCACCGUGCAGCUGCUGCUCACAUGGCCUUUCCUCUCAGGGGUCCAUAGCGGCCUUCCAGCACCAGAACCAGCACCACAACCAGCAUUACAGCCUCGGGCCUGUGAGCAGCCGCAGCGCGGACGUGGUUCCCUACGGCCGACCUCAUUACGCCAGCUACGGAGCAUACCCGGUCAGCAUACCCGCGUACAGUCUCACGCAGACAGCAGCAGCAGCAGCAGCAGCAGCAGCAGCAGCAGCAGUACUGGUCCGAUCCAUUCGGGGCUCACCCUCCAGCCCGCAACCUGCCGAGGGUGAGCUCACAUUGGGAGCCUCCGCAGGGGACACAGCCGAGUCCCGCCGGUGAGGAGGAGCGAGAGGUUGUCCGGAAGAAGCUCCUCGCCAUUUUUGGUGCCCACUUGGUGGACACGGCCAUGGAGCGUUUUCCUCAGGUGAUGGAUCCACAGAUGCUGGUGGCUGAGAUCCUCAUGCUGCAGAGUCAGAACCGGUCCCUGAGGUGAGACGAGGGCUGGGGGUCCGAUCUGAAACCCCCCUCCCUUGCGUCUUCCAGUGGAAAGACUGAAAAGGCCGUAGAAGCCGAAUUAAACAUGAGUUUAUGUUAUUUCUUGUAUUGUGGUAUCCACCUUGCUAUAUUUGAAUGCUUUGAACUGCGUAAGUUGCCCCAGUGAACUGGAUACAAGGAGAACCAGUAUGAAGUUGAUACAAAUUGUAUCUUUAUUUAAGCAUUUACAAACAGUGUGCAAUUUAUUAGGUACAAUCAACUUUCCUGUCAUAACAUCUACUUUUAUUUCUCAGCGGCGUUAAUUAGACGUUACUGUGAAAUGGAUGAGAUGAAUGAAAGGUCUUUGUGUCAUAUUGGCACUGAACACCGCCUUCACAGCCAAUAGUUUCAUAGGGUUGGGCCUUAAUGAGCAUCAACCCUGCAGUGAAAGUGUCAUGAAUAAAUAAUACUAUUAUUAUGUACAUUUUAAUAAAGGCUAUACUUUAUGUGAGUAAUAACUAAUCGAAUUAAAAACUGGCUUUAUACACCCAGUUUUGUUUAUUUAAUGCGUUUUUGCAUUUGUUAUUGAUACGUGAGUUAGGGACAGAAAUGUUUGACAGUGUUUAAUGUAUUGUUACGUAUUUUACAUGAGGGCAAAUUUAUAGACCGUCGACUGAGUACGACAAACCUGGAAUGUUCUUGUAUGUGUUAUGAAUGUUGCUUUCUAUGAAAUAAAAAUAAAUCUUUUGUAAUUAA